Messenger RNA from Aspergillus calidoustus, 1476 nucleotides. NCBI's taxonomy places the organism in Eukaryota, Fungi, Ascomycota, Eurotiomycetes, Eurotiales, Aspergillaceae. The record is from the annotation of a GenBank genome assembly.
AUGUCCACGAGCACAACUUGGACAUCCCCAGACCACCCACUGGAGCCGUACACCGGGGCCCCACGGAACAUCGCGUACAUCGACCAGCUACACUUUCCCAAGAAUCUUCAGCCAAAGAACUACUCGAUUGCAGGCACACAUCCCGACUCUCGGAUCCUAUUCACCGAUGUACGGAUCAUCGAUGCGACGGGGAAAGAGCCGUAUCAGGGCGAUGUGCUGAUUACGGGCGAACGCUUCACACACGUCGGCACAGUCCCCGGAAAAGAAGACCUGCUCAAAGACCCCCGCGUCCGCGUCUUCUACGGCAACGGACGGACCCUAAUCCCCGGGCUGGGCGAUGCACAUACGCACUUGAGCUGGAAUGGAGGCGACCUCGGUCGACUGGGUGAAUUGGGUGUUGAGGAGCAUACGUUACUUACAGCGCGAAGCGCGAGGUGUUUUCUUGAUUCGGGGUAUACGAUGUGCUUCGGAGCCGCAUCAGCUAAAAGACGACUAGACGUCGUGGUCCGCGACGCAAUCAAUGCAGGUGAUAUCCCCGGCCCUCGGUAUCUGGCCAACGGCCAGGAGAUGGCGAGGCGGGAUGGCGACCUCGUUCCGGGGAUCACGGCGUACGCGGAUGGGCCUGAGGAGAUGAGGAAGGUGAUCCGCGAACACGUCGAGCUCGGCGUCGAUCAAGUGAAACUAUCCAUGUCCGGGGAGUCGAUAACCGAAAUCCGCGAUGCACAAGACUGCUACUUCACCGACGAGGAAACAAAAGCGUGUGUGGAUGAGGCACACAAGCACGGUAUCCGGCUGUGCGCACAUGCUCGUGCCCGAGACUCGGUGAGGCAGUGCGUUGAGCAUGGGAUUGAGAUUAUCUAUCAUGGGUCUUAUAUUGAUGAGGAAGGAAUGGACGCCCUCGAGAAAAAGCGCUCAGCGCACGUGGUCGUCCCGGCCCUAAACUGGCUCGUCGCGACGCUCUACGAAGCAGGGGCUUUUGGUUAUGCUACGGAGGCUGCAGAGAAGGUUGGGUAUAAGAAGGAGCUUGAGGCUGCGAUCCGUGGGCUGCGUGAGAUGCAUAAACGGGGGAUUGUUGUUCUGCCUGGAGGCGACUACGGCUUCGCCUGGACACCCCACGGCACAUACGCGCGCGACCUCGAACACUUUACAAAACUCCUCGGCUUCACACCCCACGAGGCGAUCAUCGCAGCGACAUACGGCGUAGCGAAGCUCUUCAUGCGCUCCGACGAGAUGGGCCAGAUCAAGCCGGGGAAUUUCGCGGACUGUGUGCUUGUUGAUGGGGAUCCCCUGGAUAAUAUCACGAUCCUUCAGGACCACUCGAAACUAAAUGUGAUUAUGAUCAAUGGGCGGGUGCACAAGGCUGGGCGCAAGGAGCUGCUCAUUCCCAGUGCGGCGGCGAGUCAGGAGCUUACGGAGAGGAUUACGCAGGCGAUUGAUGAGUUGGAAAUCAAGGCGCCCAUGCAGAAGGCUUAUUAG